Messenger RNA from Myripristis murdjan (pinecone soldierfish), 6306 nucleotides. Its product is annotated as phthioceranic/hydroxyphthioceranic acid synthase-like. Gene Ontology annotation, biological process: fatty acid biosynthetic process. The transcript has 6 exons. Bases 1 to 6306 code for a protein of 2101 amino acids. The record is from RefSeq and is a predicted model, not a curated record. Gene Ontology annotation, molecular function: 3-oxoacyl-[acyl-carrier-protein] synthase activity. Lineage: Eukaryota; Metazoa; Chordata; Actinopteri; Holocentriformes; Holocentridae.
AUGGAGGACGCUGAGGAUGGCAUCGCUGUUGUGGGGAUAGGAUGCAAUUUUCCAGGGGGAGAAGGUCUUGAUAAUUUUUGGGAUGUUCUGGUGAAUGGGAGGAACUGUUCUGUGCCAAUUCCCAAGGAAAGGUUUGACCUGGCCAGCUGGUAUGAUCCCGAUGACAAUAAAGCGGGUAAAUCCCGCACAGCCAAGGCUGCUGUCAUUGAAGGAUUCAAUGAAUUCGACCACAAGUUCUUUGGCAUCAGUGACAGUGAAGUGGAACAAAUGGACCCUCAACAAAAGCAACUUCUUCAGUGUGUGUACCGGGCUUUAGAGAAUGCUGGAAUCCCUAUGGAGAAGGCCAGUGGGACGAGGACAGGAGUGUUUUUUGGCCUGAUGAACAGAGAUUAUGAGCAAUCUGCUGCACAUGUGCACCCAAAUGUUAUCAACCACUGGACUGGCACAGGACUAGCCAUGAGUAUAGCAGCAAACCGAGUCUCCUACAUCUUCAACUUCACUGGUCCCUCAAUGACUAUAGACUGUGCCUGCUCAUCAUCACUUGUGGCUCUUCAUCUUGCUUGCCAAGCCAUUAAACAGGGAGACUGUGAGAUGGCGCUCUGUGGAGGUGUCAGCUGUAUCAUAGAGCCAAGAGUGUUUGUUGCUCUCAGCAAGGCGAAGAUGAUCUCACCUGAAGGAACCAGCAAGCCUUUCUCCAGCAGAGCAGACGGCUAUGGCAGAGGAGAGGGCUGCGGGGUAGUUCUGCUGAAACCACUGAAAAAGGCUAUACACGACCGUGACCAUGUAUGGGGAAUUGUCAGCAAAACUGCAGUCAACCAAGAUGGUCACACAGUCUCUCCAAUCACCAAGCCCUCCAUGGUUCAACAAGAGGAGCUCCUGCGCAGCAUCUACUCGAAGUCUGAUCUUUCAAAUGUCCAGUACAUAGAGGCGCAUGGGACUGGAACCCCAAUUGGAGACCCAACAGAGGCAGCAAGCAUCUCCAACGUCAUUGCUAAAGCCAGGCCUCCAGGUUCAGAGACGCUUCGCAUUGGGUCUGUGAAAAGCAACAUUGGACACACAGAAUCUGCAGCUGGAGUGGCAGGGCUCAUUAAGGUACUCUUAAUGAUGAAGCACGAAACCAUUGUCCCCUCUGUUUUCUAUUCUGAUGACAGCGCCAGUGUAGAUGCCAAAACCCUAAAUAUAAAAGUCCCGACCAAACCAGAGAAGUGGCAAGCCUCUACUGACAGAAUAGCUGGAGUGAACAACUUUGGCUUUGGGGGAACAAAUGCACAUGCCAUUGUCAAACAGCACAAACAGCCUUACCUUCUGCAAAAGAGUAAAAGGAAAGAUAGGAAGUGUUUUGUCUUGUCUGCAAAUUCACCAAAAUCUCUCACUUUGAUGAUGGAAGAUACCAUUAAACAGCUAGACGUAAACAGCAAAGUUGAUGUAGAUGCUCUGGUGUACACAUCAGCUUGCAGGAGGAGUCAUCUAAAACACAAAUACAGAAAGGCCAUCAUGAUUUCAUCUGCAAUUGAUCUUAAAGAACAGUUGAAAUCUGCCCUGAGUAAGAAACUUGUCCCCUCCCACUCAGACCCAAGAUUAGUGUUUAUCUUCUGUGGGAAUGGUGUCACGUACCAUGGUAUGUGUAAACAGCUAUUAAAACACGAGGCUGUAUUCAGAGAUAAGAUCAAAGAGAUUGGACAACUUUUCCAAAGGUUGAGCAAACUGAACAUCUUGGACACACUGGAGAGUGAGACUGAAAGUAGUGACUUUACAAAACCAGAUGUUGUCCAGCCCCUCCUCUUUGCCAUUCAGGUUGGUAUUGCCACGCUCCUCAAGCACUGGGGCGUCAAGCCAGGUGCGAUACUUGGGCACUCUGUUGGAGAGGUUGCAGCCGCCCAUUGCUCUGGUCUUUUGUCUCUUGAGGAUGCAGUAAAAGUAAUCUACAACCGCAGUACUCUUCAGAGCAAGGUCACAGGAGGGAAGAUGCUUGUGAUCAGCAACAUGGCUGUGUCAGAGGUUGUUGAUCUUCUCCCUCGUUACUCUGAUAGGGUUUGUAUUGCUGCUUUCAACAGCCCCCAGUCCUGCACCCUCUCAGGAGAUGUUGAUGCAAUAAAAAGUCUGCAUGAAAAGCUCAGCACUUCAACCAAGGGACAGAAUCUGUUCCUUCGCAUAUUGGAUGUCCCUGCUGCUUACCACAGCCACAUGAUGGACCCAAUUAUGUCUGAAAUACGGGAGAAUAUUGGCUUCUUGCAGAGGAAUGUCCUUGAGGCUGAGUUGUUUUCUACAGUGACAGGCAAGGAGGUAGAACAGCCUGAUUUUUGCACAGGAGACUACUGGGCCAGAAACAUUCGUGAACCAGUAUCUUUUGAGCAGGCAGUGAGGUCAGCAGCUAAAGGGAAGAAAAAUGUUGUUUUUGUGGAGAUAGGACCAAGAAGGGCCCUCCAAAGGAACAUAAUGGAAACUCUGGGAAAUGACACACCUGUUCUUGCCUCAGUGCUCCCAGAGAAAGAUCACGAAACAGCAUUGGCCGUUGUGUCUAAGCUGUUUGAGCUAGGGGUUCAGGUGGAUUGGAACUGCUUCUACCAAGGAUUUGAGACAAUAUCCUUGCCCGUCCCAAGAUACCAGUUUGAUUGCUCUGAGAGAGAUGUUAUCAUUGGGGCAGCACAGAAAAGCACAGCAGGUAAUCAUCCUGUGCUCUGUCAGACUGACAGUGAAACCAGUGUUUUCAGCUGUGAUUUGUUGUCUGAUUCUUCAUCGUAUCUUACACAGCAUAAACACAAUGGUAUACCGAUCAUCCCCGGAGCCUUCUAUGCUGAGUUGGGUUUAGCUGCAUUCAUGGCUAGUGCCAAACCAAAGGUCCCUCUCAGUUCGCUUCAGCUCAGUGUCAAUUUUCAGAGUCCAUUUGUUUUGACCCAGAACGCCCCUGAAAUGAAAGUAAAACUAGAGCAAGCAGGGAAUGAGACUACUUUCAAAGUGUUUUCCCUAUCAGCAGUCUAUGCAUCAGGCACAGUCGUUUCCAAGAGGGAGAGACUAAUAGAGGAACAAAGUAUUUCGUUAACCUCCAUCUACAAAAGAUGCCAAUCUGUAGUGAGCUCUGAGGAGUUCUAUGGAUAUCUGUCUCAAGGUGGCUUUCAGUAUGGGGAUGUUUUCAAAAAUAAGGGGGAUGUACACUAUGGGGAAGAACUAAUGGAGGCUUUUUCAGUUGUCAGUGUUCCAGAAGAAUUACAGGCUGAAUUGCAUGACUACUGCAUCCACCCUGUUGUACUUGAUUUCCUGAUGCAGCUUCUUCCAGCUACAGUGACCCAUACAUUUGCUGGUCGACCAGGGUUUCCUGCCGUAAUAGGAAGCUUGACAGUUUUUGAGCCCUUGCAAGAUGAGAUGAUUGUUUAUCUGAGAGCAACUGAUGUGGAUGUUGAUCAGUUUGAGGUAUGUGCCUGCUUUUCGGAUAAACAAGGCAGAGUGUUGGUUGAGCUUAAGAACGUGCUAAUCAAGUACCUUGGUAGUGGUUUUCAUGUAGUUGAGGAAUACUUCUACCAUAAUGACUACAAUGUUGUCUCUGAAACAAUCACACCCACUCCUCCUCCUAAGGCAUUGGUCUUCUCUGACCAGUUGGGGAUAUCAAAAGCCAUGCAACAAUACCUGGACUCAGGAUCAAGAUACAUUCCUAUAACACAUGCAAAAGAUAUCCUGAGCCAUGGAUUCCCAAGUCUCUUGACAAAUCUCAAUAUCAAAGAUAUUGAGAAAAACUUUGAGGAGGUCUUGUUUAUGUGGGGUAAAGAAGACCUCACUUUACUAGCAGCUGAUACUGUGUUGCAAAAUUUGGUGAACUACUGUGAGAUUUUCCGCCAAAUAGUCCUUGAACUGAAGAUAAUUGGUUUUCCAAACUCCAUCAGAGCAAUAACCCACUGCUCCUCUGAAAUUACAGUAGAGCAUAUAAGUCCAGGUUUUGCUCUCUUAGGCAUGACAAGAUCAUUUGCUGCAGAGAUACCAGAUCUCUCAUUCCAGCUGAUUGACAUGAGUUCAGUCUCUGCUAAGGACAUUGCAGCUCUGUCUCAGGUCUUAAAAUCAUAUCCUUGCCAGAAGUACCCAGAAUUGGUGGUGAAAGACGGGAUAAUUUUGAAACCCUCCAUCACCCGUACCCCGGUUCAAAUCACUGACAGUUCAGAAGGCAGUCUCAGCUCAACAUUGUCUGAGCCCUACAUCCUCCAGACACCUCAUGCACACUCUGUGACUAAGCUGUUAGCCACUCAUUCUUAUGAGGAAGACCAGCCAGUCAGCAACACAUCAGUUGAAAUUAAGCUCAGUAAGAUAUGUGUUCAUUCAUCUGAUUAUUUCCCUGUCAGUGCUUCACAUUUGAAAUUUGGCCAAACACUCUACUGGAACAAAUACUCAUCUCAGAAACACAAGCUACUUGCUCUUGAUUUCAGUGGCACUGUUACAGCAGUCGGAAGGGAUGUUAGAAAAGUGAAAGUUGGUGACCAUGUUGCUUCAUGUUACCCUGUUUUGGCAACCAACAAGGUCAGUGUUCCACAGGAUGUGUGCUACAGUACAAAGCGUCUCCCAUUCCUUCAAAAAACACCCUGUGUUUCAUACUUUGUGUUGGCAUGGGAGAUUCUGCAUAAAGCCUUGCCCAAAGCCAAACAACAACUUGGAAUCAUAUCCUCUCUUCCUAAUACAACUUUGCUCAAAGUCCUGGCCCUCACAUGUAGCAAAUCAGGGUGGAAUGUCAUUGUUGGUACACAGUGCAAUGGAUCUUUUGUGGGUGUUAAUCAAAUGGAUGCAUUCAUCCUCUUGCCACCAUUUGAUGAAUCUCAAAUUUCUAAAAUUUGCAGCUUUCCUGGUGUCAGAAAUGCUGUCAUCAUCUGCGAAUCUCAGUCUCAGUGUUUGCAUGCUCAGGAUUUUUUCCAAAAUGUGAAGGAAAGUGUUCACAUACAGACCAUAAACAUGACAACUGUUUUGCAAAAGGGAUCCCUGAUUGCGCAGAGGCCCUACAUUUAUCAUUGGCUCAAGUCUUUGAACUUGAGCAGGAAAUUUGCUCUUGAGAGUUUUACCUUUCAGAAUGUGGAAUCUGAAAACAACAACACUGUUGCUUUAAGCAGAUCAGAUUCAUACUUCAGCUCAAAGAAACUGCCAGUUGUGGUGCUGGAAAAAGAUGCUGACGGCAAAUUAUCUGACAUUCCACUGAUGCCAAGAAAAAAACAGCUUUUCCGAAAGAGAGCUGUGUACAUUGUGACAGGUGGUCUUUCUGGACUGGGCUUUGAAACAGUAAAGUUCAUUUCUCAAAGAGGAGGGGGGUACGUUGUCAUACUGUCCAGAAGCAGACCUACACCAGAUGUGCAACAAAAGAUAGACGAUGUGGUUAAACAGUGUGGGACAUGCAUCACUAGCAUGGAGUGUGAUGUCUCUGUGUCUGAGCAUGUGCACAAGACUAUCAGUGCCAUUGGCCAGAAAUUCCCUGGUUGUCCAAUCAGAGGAGUGUUCCACAGUGCAGUCGUCUUGAAUGACGGGAUGAUUGAGACCCUUGACAAAUCUCUCUAUGAGAAAGUUCUCAAACCUAAGGUGAACGGUGCUCUGAAUCUGCAUCAUUCAACACAGCACUGUCACUUAGACUACUUUGUGUGCUACUCCUCCAUCUCUGCUUUUCUGGGAAAUGCAUCACAGACAAACUAUGCAGCGGCCAACACAUUCCUUGACACAUUCUGUCAGUAUCGACGCAAACUUGGGCUCCCUGGACAGUCUAUCAAUUGGGGAGCUCUGAAUCUCGGCCUCCUCUUGAACAAGGAACAUUUCCAAAGGUUUCUGGAGGCAAAAGGGAUGAUGGUGUUGAAUGUGGCCGAAAUUCAUAAAAGUUUGGAACAGUGCCUUUUGAUCAACAGACCGCAACAGGCUGUGUGCAGGUUUCAUUUCAAAAACAUCAGGUACAACAUCCUCUCUCAAAAUGCUGCCUUGACCAUGCGCCUGUCCGCAUUAGUAGAGGAGUUUUUCCAAAAAUCAAAUGAGAUGAGUUCACAAAGCAAAGAAACAGAGUCAGUCUCGCCAAAAGACUAUGUCAAAUCUCUACUCAGCGAGACCAUUGGUACUGACAAGAGUGAGCUUCAUGACGAAUUGCCUCUUUCAUCUAUAGGCAUUGACUCAAUGCAGGCCAUGACUCUGCAGAAUCUCAUCUUUCAAGAGAAAGGUGUGAAUGUGCCUUUGGUGAAAUUGUUGGAUCCCAAUGCCACGCUAUCAACACUGGUAGCAAUGCUAAGUGAGGAAGCUACAGGUGAAAUGUCCAGGGAGUCCCCUCUAAUUGAAAGGAGGAUUGCUGUUUCAACAAGAUUGUAA